AUGUCCUAUUUCCAGAUUCUCGGUGACUGUUACUACUGUGUUAGUGGCUUGCCGGAUGUCAACCAUCAUCAUGCCGCAUGUACCGUCGAAAUGGGACUCGAUAUGAUCGAAACUAUUAAAUUGGUCAGAGAUAUGACACGAGUCAAUGUGAACAUGCGAGUCGGCAUUCAUUCUGGUCGAGCUCACUGCGGUGUGUUGGGGCUGAAGAAGUGGCAGUUCGAUGUGUGGAGCGAUGACGUCACUUUGGCAAAUCAUAUGGAAAGUGGCGGUCUGCCUGGGCGUGUUCACAUCACUCAAGCCACACUGGACUCGUUGAGCGGUGAGUACGUCGUCGAAGAGGGUAACGGAGCUGAACGAUCAAAAUACCUUCGCCGAACACAAUCAAAUGAACAAGGAGCUUCGCCUGACUGGACACGCCUCAGCACUACAAAGGGGCCAGAGCCUCAGGCCAUUAACAAGGAGAGCUGGCGACAAACUCACUGCCAUCGGAUCACUUUGAAAUUCAAGGAGAGCAACUUCCUGGAAAUCAAAGAAUCUGCACUGCUAGCACAAAUUUGCUGCUACUUUUUCAUUUUUAUUCUGGCUUGUUGGAUACUGAUCAUUGGAAAACUGGGCAGUUCUGCAAUGUUUCUCUGCAUGAUCGUUGCAUUCAUUGCUCUGGUUUUCCUGCUCGUCUAUAUCGCUGCAAAGGCAUUUUUGCUCCGAAAUGCUAAAAGAGGAGCGAAAAAGUUGAAGUGUUCACGGGCUGUGCGAAUCGUCUUCAUUUGUGCCAUCCUGCUUCUUGCACAUUCGGUUAUCAUCAGUGCUUUGGACACCGAUCAAUGCACUUUUGAAUGCACUACACAAGGUCCGAUACUCAGUAAUUCCUCCUGUCAUGACGUUUCAUCUGGGCAAGCCGAGGUAAAGAAUCUUCAGUACUUCCUUUUUGUGGUAUGA
This is a messenger RNA of Cooperia oncophora, 936 nucleotides long. NCBI's taxonomy places the organism in Eukaryota, Metazoa, Nematoda, Chromadorea, Rhabditida, Trichostrongylidae. The record is from the annotation of a GenBank genome assembly.